GUGUCGUGAGGCCGAGGUUCGAGGCAGGCGUGUUUGCCUUUUGUGGUGCAGGUCGGAAGACGUAUGGAUACGAGAGAAGACACCGACGGGUUGGUAGAGGUGGAGGAUGGCCCUGGGGAGUGCCCACGAGAACAGUCGGCCCUCGCUAAGACUCGCGAGUGGCGAGUCUGGCUCAGAAACGGCUGGGUGCUGCGAGAGACGCUCGCAAUCUUCAAGAUAGCUGCGCCUAUGGUGGCAAACAAUUUUUUCUACCAAGUCAUGUUUACGGUGGCCCUGGUGUUUGUUGGUAACAGCAGUGGGCGGAGUUUGGAACUGGAUGCGGCAGCUCUGGCUCUAUCAUUUAUGAACGUAACUGGAGUGUCUGUAGGUAUUGGACUGGCCACCGCUGCUGAAACUCUCUGUGCACAGGUAAAAUUGUGUAUUGUUCAAUUGAUGUGAAGAUUUACCGGCAUUAAUAGAGCACGUUAUGUAGCGUAUUCUCACUGUUCUGGACCACGUAUUUCUAUAGAUGUUUGGAUUCAAGAACUACAAAGGACUGGGACUGGUCACACAGAGGGGUACGUAUGCAUAUUAUA
This is a messenger RNA of Geodia barretti, 575 nucleotides long. NCBI's taxonomy places the organism in Eukaryota, Metazoa, Porifera, Demospongiae, Tetractinellida, Geodiidae. The record is from the annotation of a GenBank genome assembly.